This is a messenger RNA of Nymphalis io (European peacock), 1767 nucleotides long. Its product is annotated as catalase-like. The transcript has 3 exons. Gene Ontology annotation, molecular function: catalase activity; heme binding. Lineage: Eukaryota; Metazoa; Arthropoda; Insecta; Lepidoptera; Nymphalidae. Gene Ontology annotation, cellular component: mitochondrion; cytoplasm; peroxisome. Gene Ontology annotation, biological process: hydrogen peroxide catabolic process; response to hydrogen peroxide. The record is from RefSeq and is a predicted model, not a curated record. The coding region runs from base 1 to 1767 and encodes 588 amino acids.
AUGAAAAUUCGCAAAACGGAGACAACAGUCAACGAUGUCUGCCCUCACGCGUCUGCCCGUGUUCGGGUCGCGCACUCAGCGAUGAGCGCCUUCUUCCCCCACACAAGUGCGUCGCACCGCCCGCCACCGCCGCCGGAGGCGAACCGCGCCGUACCGCUCGCUAUACCGCACCCUGAUAAUGAGUUAUACGAAUACUUAAAUCAAACAGAUCCUUCGACUCGGCAGCUUUAUGACUUUAAAAUAGAACAUCCAAGACCAAUAGGUAUACUCACAACGAGUUCAGGAAAACUAGUCGAGAUAAGAGAAUCUAUAUCAUUAAACUCAGAUGCGUUUUCGAACCAGUAUCACAUCGAUUUAGUUACUCAUACUAAUAAUGAGCGGAUUCCCGAAAGGAUUGUCCACGCUAAGGGUGGUGGCGCGUUUGGGUAUUUUGAGGUGACCCACGAUGUGUCUAAGUAUAUAAAAGCUGAUCUUUUUAACGGCAUUGGCAAGAUAACUCCGUUGGUUGCUCGGUUUUCUACGGUAGCACAAAAUCUCGGCGGGAAUGACCUAGCUAGAGAAGCGAAAGGUUUUUCGAUUAAAUUUUACACUCAAGAAGGAAAUUUAGAUCUUUUAUGCCUCAAUUUGCCCGUGUAUUUUUACAGGGAUCCCCUCAUUUCUGCAAGUUUCACACAUGCUUUUAAAAGAAACCCUAAAACGAGUCUUUUUGAUUUUACCAUGCGCUGGGACUUUGUAACAAAAACACCCGAUUCAAUUCAUGGUUUUUUGUGGUUGUUGUCUGAUUAUGGUAUUCCCAACGGAUACAGAAAAAUGGAUGCUUUCCCUAUCCACACUUAUGAGAUUUACAAUAACGAAGGUGGAAGAUUCUUUGUCCGAUUUAACUUCAGAAGUGAACAAGGCAUACAAAACCUCCCUACUUAUGUAGCAGAAGCUAUAGCAGCUCGUGAUCUUGAUUAUUAUAAUAGAGACUUAUACAAUGCCAUCGCUAAUGAAAAUUAUCCCGCUUGGAAACUUGAGAUGGAUGUUAUGACAUUUAAUGAUAUUAAAAACAUAGAUUACAAUCCAUUUGAAGUCACCAGAAUGUGGAAAACAGGCACUUAUCAUACGGUGCAAAUAGGGCGUCUUGUUUUGGAUAGGAACCCUGAUAAUUACUUUAGGGUUGUGGAACAAAGCGCAUUUAAUCCGGGAAACUUAGUACCAGGUAUUCUUGCACCUCUUGAUAAUAUGUAUAAAUCUAGAAGAUCGGCUUACCGUGAUACACAGGUGUAUCGUUUGGGUGUGAACCACAACAGAAUUGAUGUCAAUACGCCACUUUACUGGAAGGUUUACAAUCGUGAUGGUUUGCCUCCUGUCAAGAAUAAUAUGAAGGAUGCGCCAAACUAUUAUCCAAAUUCAUUCAACGGUCCAAUACCAUACAUAGAUCCAAGUAGACCUAAAGAAAGGCUAACAGUCUAUGAAGCCAAUGCAGUUGAUUUGGAACCAGCAUCUUAUUUCUAUAAUCAUUACUUAACAGAGGACCAAAGAAUAAGGCUUGUCAACAAUACCGCACCUUCAAUUGUACCGGUGGCACCAUACAUGCGUAGAAGAGUGUUACGUCUGUUUACUCUAGUGGACGAAGAAUUGGGUUCGCAAUUGUCCAAACAGCUACAACAAUUACUGAAAGUUCCACCGCCUGCACCGCCCCAAGUGCUGACGGUGCCUAGAAAAAAAUAUUAUGAAAAUGAUUACAGUCAAUACAUAGAUUCACAAAUUAAAAUGUACAGUUAA